UCAAGAAGACGUGCAAGUACGGUUCAAGUGACUCCUUCCAGUAGAUUUCAUCCGUUCUAUAGUCUUGUAAUCCUGGGAAUAAAAGAAAUUCUGCAAGUGAUCAUCGUACAUUCAGUCAUUAGAGCCUGAAAUUUGUUACAAGCAAGUCCUAAAGACAAAACUAUCUUUAGCCAUGUAGUUUCUUGUUUGGUACUAGCUGGUAUUUAUGAAGGUGUGGAAUCUAAGUUACUGAAAAUCCGAGUAAUCAUUCGAGCUUGUCUUUUUUGAGCUUAUCAAAUUCUUCAGUUACACGUAUUAUGAUGAAACAUUAUCUAGUAAGUUACUUUGAAAAUUAUAUAAUUCACUUCUCUCAUACAGCCUGAAAAAACAAAGUUGUGUUUAAAAUUAAACUAUUUAUCAUAUGCCUGUAUGAUAUCAACAUGAAUAUAAACGCUGUGUAUGUAGAAGGAGUUGCCGCAUUUAAAACUCUACAAACUCGAACCAAGAAUUCUUUCCAACUUUUAAAGGAAUCUAGCUUGAGCCAGCGAGUAGCAAACAUCCAGACUCGUGCCCAGCAUACGUUUGACGUCCUAAAAAGCAACACAAUUACAAGGUUAAACCGGGGCAGUUUAUCAGACGACUACUCGCACAUCUAUCGACGGAAGACUCGGUGGGAACUUGUGAUUCUCAGUGGUGCAGUAUGUGGUAUUGAAUUUUGUUAUGCAGCUGAAACAGCCUUUGUGAGUCCUAUCCUGCUAGGACUGGGAGUCCAAGUGAGGUUCAUGACUUUGAUAUGGUGUCUGAGUCCACUCAUAGGAUUUUUUCUAACCCCAAUUUUGGGUUCCUUAAGCGACAGAUGUUACUCACGCCUGGGCCGAAGGAGACCAUUCAUCAUUUUCCUCUCUAUAGGAAUCUUCUUGGGACUUAUAUUUGUUCCCAAUGGAAAAGACAUUGGACUUUAUCUUGGUGAUCAUGAUGAAAUAUUAUAUGAAGAUAUUCAAAAUAUCACUUCCACUGGUUAUAUCGCAAGGGAUAAUCUAAUCGAAUCUAUGGACGUACCAAACAUGAUACCAGAGAGCUCACCAAACUCCAUAGUUUCUACAGACCUCAUAACAAAGGUCUCUCGGAAGCUGGAAAUGGUGGCCACGAGACAAACAAUGAACAGGACAGCUACAAUUCUUGAAGUAUUACUCAUACUUGAUAUCGUACGCACAUUUACUAUUAAAGUUGCUACAGUAACACAUCGAUCACUAAAACUAGGAGCUAAGCCCGUCUACAUUGGGGGACAACUUGCUUAUUCCAUCGGUAUGAUUGUGAUGGCUUCCGUAAAGCACAAACUGUGUGUUAUCCUGCUCUCCCCAACUGCUGGAAUGAUGUAUGCUACGUUGUUUACAAUGCCUUAUCUUCUCGUGGCUCACUACCAUUGCAACGAAACGUUCGAAAAGAAAACGGAGGGAAGUCAACUGACGUCAUCGCACGUUCGAGGUAUUGGAACCGAUGUAGCUACCGUAGGCAGUAUGGUCUUCCUCUCGCAGUUCGUACUCUCCUCGUGUAUGGGAAGCAUAGUGCAAGCUGUCGGUUCAAGCGUAGCCACAGUCUGGGCAGCUUCAAUUUUGAGCUCUUGUGGCGCCCUCUGUGCUACGCAAGUUAUGUAUCUUGAUCUUUAAAUUUAUUUAAACCGUCAGAACAACUGAAGUGUGUAACUUACAUAUUUCUAAUUAAGCAAAAUCAAGAUAUCGAAAGAAAACGUUUUCUGUUGUUAUUAGUUCUUUAUUUGAAAGAUAAACUUCAACAGUAUACGUUUACAUUUUCCUGGUUCCCAAAUUACCUUGGUAAUUCUUGUUAAGAAGGUAACAUAUUUUAUACUUUAUUUGCACCACGCUUUGCAUUUCAAGUUCGUCUGAUUAUUGUAUAAUUAGGGAAAGGAAAAUAAAAAAAGCCUUAUGAUAAACAUCAAGAAAUAUUUAACGUCUGAACCAAAAUCAAUACUUUAAAGAACAACCGCUGUUCAAGGUGUAUAACGAGUUAUUUAUUGCUGUUGUUUUUUAGAUUAAAAAUUCAUGAAAUGAAAAAUGUGAUGGUUAUUACUCAAGUUGGAGAAGUAUGAGAAAAAUAUUUAAAAAAACCACCAGUUUUUAAACUUUGCAGAACAGACUGGUGGAUUGUGAAAACUAUACAUACUAGACUUUUAAUGUUAACCAUCUAAAUCUCAUACAUUUGAAAUAACAAUACCAACAUUUUAAGUGCUGAUUUACACAUUAAGAGCGAGAAUUGAUAACAAAAGUAUUCUUCAUUCUGUAAACUGGUUUUCAAUAAAUUCAAAUCUCUGCAAACCCAGCAUUUAUUGUCAAAAUACAUACAUUCAUAUAAUUUUUCACUUUUUGUUUGCCUCUGUUGUAUAAAUCGGCGUUUUCAAACUAGGAUCCGAGCGUCAUGUCCGAAGUUUCAUAAAAAUUAUUUUAAAGAAUAUGAUCUACAGAAUAAAAAUAUGUUUUCGUAAAAUGAAACCUAUGUGGAGUAAACCAUUUAAUUUUGGAAUACAGCUUUUCAUGUACACGGAAUCCUUUAUUUCAAAACAAAGAACUUUGAUAGGCUUGGGACUCAGGUUUCUAAAAUAGGAGAACCGCUAGCAUAAAUUAUGUCGAAAAUAUCCAUAUAACACAAUACUUUUUAUUGGUAAUUUUUUUAAAUUUCAAAGCGCUACCUAUGAUUAGUCUAUUUCAACUUAUCUGUAUUCAUAUUUAGCUAUAUUCAAGUAGCUUGAUUUAUGUUUAAAAUAUGUUAUAUACGUGUGUGUAUUCUUGUAGAUAAUACAAUU
Limulus polyphemus (Atlantic horseshoe crab) is the source of this 2797-nucleotide messenger RNA. RefSeq names its product membrane-associated transporter protein-like. Gene Ontology annotation, molecular function: sucrose:proton symporter activity. The coding region runs from base 420 to 1646 and encodes 408 amino acids. Gene Ontology annotation, cellular component: membrane. Lineage: Eukaryota; Metazoa; Arthropoda; Merostomata; Xiphosura; Limulidae. The transcript has 5 exons. The record is from RefSeq and is a predicted model, not a curated record.